UAUUACUUUAUUAGUCAUCUUACCAUAUUCAGGUUAACAUUGCUGUUAGUCCUUAAUUAGAUAUGAGGGACAUUUUUUUUUCUAUUUUUUUUUUAAACUUAUCUCUUCAUUAUUCAUCUAGUCGAACAAAUAAGGAAUUAGAAAUCAAAAGAUCCAUGCAUAUAAAUGACAUUUAAUUAGUUUGGAUACGUUUUCCCCCAUUCCUUUGUUUGUACCAUGAAUUAUUGAUAUAUCAUUAAUCAUUAAAUAUAGAUAUAGAACAUAUCCUAAACCUUGAGUCACUUCCAAAGAUAUCUCAAUUCUAAAGCACAAUGGUGAGAAUCUUGCACACUUGGAAGAAAAACAACGAUCUAGUACCAACUCAUGAAACACAAAGCCCCCCAUCACCAUCCUUCAUCUUUGAAGAUGAUGUAUCUAGGUUUGUUUUCCAAAUGGAAGCACCACAAGAAGCCACUACAAGUACAGACACUGAAGAUGAAGAAGGUCUAGAAUCAAUCGAAAGAAAACAAUCUGAAUCUCUCGAGGUUAAUGAAGAAGAAGAUGAAGCUCAUAAGCUAAAGGAAAUGGAUGAUCAACAACGACAAAUCAAAGGUAAGAAAAAGAUGGUAACAUAUGACAUUGAUAAGUUACAAAUGUACUCAGAAGAUGAGUUCCUUAACAAACACUAUGAGAAAACAUCAUAUUUUCCAUGUCGCCUCCAACCUGAAGAAGAUACAUUGGAUAUACUCACAAUGAUUGUAAAAGAGAAACGAGGGAUGAUACGAUCCACACGCAAAAUGCUCAAACAAAUGGGGCGCGAGCUUAAGAACAGUGAAGAUAAGUUGAGCACCGUUGAAAAGAAGCUUCGAAAAUCUAAGUGCUCCUCAUCUACCUCUAGUUCACUUAUGUCCUAA
Messenger RNA from Arachis duranensis, 893 nucleotides. RefSeq lists its product as uncharacterized. The transcript is spliced from 2 exons. The record is from RefSeq and is a predicted model, not a curated record. Bases 312 to 893 code for a protein of 193 amino acids. Lineage: Eukaryota; Viridiplantae; Streptophyta; Magnoliopsida; Fabales; Fabaceae.